Molecule: messenger RNA, 3513 nt
Organism: Argentina anserina (silverweed cinquefoil)
Lineage: Eukaryota; Viridiplantae; Streptophyta; Magnoliopsida; Rosales; Rosaceae
Product: FT-interacting protein 7
Exons: 1
Coding region: 219-3380 (1053 amino acids)
Source: RefSeq, a predicted model, not a curated record
CAACCCGUACCCUCUUUUCCAGUUUUCCUUUACCCUACAGCUAGAAUCCCACUACAUCCCCAUUUUCCGAUCAUCACUGUGACACUCUCUUCCUUUUUUCAUUUAUAUAGUUUUCACCAUAAUUACAUAAAACAAUAACCCCACAUAUAUCAAGCUCUUCCUCAGUUUCAUCUUACUAUGAGAUAUAGUGAACUCACUGUAAACCUUACAACUGAUUAAUGGCUACUGUUCAGAAGCUCAUAGUUGAGGUGAUAGACGCACGCGACCUUCCGCCGAAAGACGGGCACGGCACGGUGAGUCCAUACGUUGUGGUUGAUUACUACGGCCAGCGAAAACGGACGCAGACUGUGAUCAGGGACCUGAACCCUAAAUGGAACGAGCUUCUUGAGUUUAACGUUGGCAAGGCCUCUGAGGCUACCGUGUUCGGGGACGUGCUGGAGCUCGACGUCUAUCACGAUAAGAAUUACGGCCCAACUACCCGGAACAACUUCCUCGGCCGCCUCCGGCUGACAUCGUCUCAGUUUGUGAAGAAAGGCGAGGAGGCUCUUAUAUAUUUCCCCUUGCAGAAGAAGAGCCUCUUCAGUUUUAUUCAGGGGGACAUUGGCUUGAAAAUUUAUUACCUCGACGAGGCUCCAACACCUCCUCCCCCGCCACCGGAGGAACCCAAGGCUCCUGAGGCCACGCCACCUCCGCCGCAGGAGGAAACAAAGCCUGCUGAAACUACAGCGCCUCCACCGGCUGACGAGGCAGCUUCACCACCACCGGAAUCUGAGAAGAAAGAAGAACCAACACCGGUACCUGAACAACCUCCACGGUCGGAGAACGAGAAGCCUGCCGAAGAACCACCGGCUGAGACGGCGGCGCAACCAACCGAAACUGCAGCUGCUGCUGAAGUUGGAGAAUCCGAUGAGCUGCCACCCCCACCGCCGCCGUUGCCAGAAAUCACAGGCGAUGCGCCACCGCAGCAGCAGCAAGGUGAAGAGCUAGGUCAAGAUGAUCAUAUUGAAAUGAUGUCAGCCUCUUCCGUAUCAAAAUCAGUGCCGGAGAUCAAAUUCGUCGGCGGAAUCAACGGGCCACAACCAAUGUCACGGCGGCCUUCAGGAGUCCCCAACUACCCACAACUCGAGCCAACCGAAAGCAUCUCAAUCGAUCGUCCGACGUCCUUUGAUCUAGUGGAGAAGAUGCACUACCUCUUUGUCCGAGUAGUCAAGGCCCGCUACCUCCCGGCCAACGGCAGACCCGUUGUCAAGAUCUCCGCCUCCAACUACCACGUGACGUCAUCCCCCGCCAGAAAAACCAACUGCUUCGAGUGGGACCAGACCUUCGCUUUCGGCCGCCAGUCCCCGGAUUCCGCUUCCAUCCUCGAAGUCUCCGUGUGGGACCCUCCAAUCCCCGACCCGACCGGUAUGGCCUCCGGGCACAACUUCCUCGGCGGAGUAUGCUUCGACGUGGCGGAAAUCCCGCUGCGGGACCCGCCGGACAGCCCCUUGGCCCCACAGUGGUACAGAUUAGAAGGAGGCGGGUCCCGGAUUAACGGGGAUCUGAUGCUCGCCACGUGGAUGGGAACCCAAGCCGACGAGUCUUUCCCGGACGCGUGGAAGACGGACACCGCCGGAAACCCUAAUGCACGCGCGAAAGUGUACCAGUCUCCCAAGCUAUGGUAUCUCAGAGCCACCGUGGUAGAAGCACAAGAUGUAAUCCCCAUAACGACGUCCUCGUUAAAGGAAGCCGCUUUCCAAGUCAAAGCCCAGCUCGGAUUCCAGUCUUUCAAGACGGACCCAUCUCUAACCCGAAACGGCACGCCGUCGUGGAACCAGGACUUGAUAUUCGUGGCCGCCGAGCCAUUCACCGAUCACUUGGUUUUGGUGCUGGAGAUCCGGCAACCGAAAGGGACGGUCACAUUGGGGUAUGCGAAGAUACCACUCACGGCCAUCGAGCGCCGCGUCGACGACCGGAAAGUUGCGUCGAAAUGGAUCAGUUUGGAGGAUCCAAAAGACGAGAAGAGGGUUUACAGUGGAAGAUUGCACGUGCGGCUUUGCUUUGAUGGGGGAUAUCACGUGAUGGAUGAGGCGGUGCAUGUGUGCAGCGACUACCGUCCCACGGCGAGGCAGCUGUGGAAGCCGCCGGUUGGAACUGUUGAGCUUGGUAUUAUUGGGUGCAAGAACUUGAUACCAGUCAAGACGAUGAAUGGUAAAGGUUGUACGGACGCGUAUUGUGUUGCCAAAUAUGGAUCUAAGUGGGUACGUACCCGGACCGUAUGCGAUAGCUUGGAGCCCAAGUGGAAUGAGCAGUACACUUUCAAGGUCUUUGAUCCUUGUACUGUGUUGAGUCUUGGUGUGUUUGAUAGUAAUGGAGUCCUCGAGACCGACGGCCCAAAGGAUGCCAUGCGUCUUGACUUUCGAAUUGGGAAGGUGCGUAUACGUAUAUCGACAUUGACUACGGGUAAAGUGUACAAGCAUACGUAUCCGUUGUUGGUCUUGUCUCCGGCGGGUUUAAAGAAAAUGGGCGAGGUGGAGAUUGCCAUACGCUUUGCUCGGGUGACUCCAACAUUGGAUUUAGUACACGUGUACUCGCAGCCAUUGCUGCCCUUGAUGCACCACAUAAAGCCGCUAGGAGUGAGCCAACAAGACAUGUUGAGACGAGCGGCGGUUAAGAUCGUGGCGGCACACUUGUUGAGAUCAGAACCGCCGCUCGGGCGUGAAACUGUUCUUUACAUGUUGGAUGCGGAUUCACAAGGGUUUAGCAUGAGGAAAGUUCGUGCUAAUUAUUUCCGAAUCAUCAAUCUCAUAGCUGGAGUAAUGGACAUUGUGGGGUGGAUAAACAACACUCGUUCAUGGAAGAACCCGAUGGCGACUAUUUUGGUGCACGCAUUAUUGGUGCUACUUGUUUGGUUUCCUGAUUUGAUAAUCCCCACUUUGUUAUUUUACGUGUUCGCAAUCGGCGCCUGGAACUAUAGGUUCCGGUCACGAGUCUCACUUCAGCACUUUGAUCCGAAGCUCUCAUUGGCUGAUACGGUUGAUCGUGAUGAACUUGAUGAGGAGAUCGACCUGGUGCCAAGCAGUAGAUCAUAUGAGGUAGUAAGGGCAAGAUAUGAUAAGCUACGAACUCUUGGCGCACGUGUGCAGACGGUAUUGGGGGAUUUUGCCACACAAGGAGAGCGCGUGCAGGCGUUAGUGACGUGGCGUGACCCACGCGCGACGGGGAUCUUUGUCGGACUUUGCUUUCUAGUAGCAAUGGUUUUGUACUUGGUUCCGUCGAAGAUGGUGGCAAUGGCGUUCGGGUUCUACUAUUUGCGGCAUCCGAUCUUUCGCGAUCGAACGCCGUCGCCGGCUCUGAACUUUAUGAGAAGGCUUCCUUCACUGUCGGAUCAACUUCUGUAGAACUUUGUUUCUAAAUAAUUUAUUUAGUGAUUUUGGUUUAACCAGUUUAGCGAAGUCAUUGAUAAAACAUAUGUAUUUCUUGUAAGAUAUGGAAUGAAAUUUUGAUUACAAGAGAGUUUCCUCACUGGCUGGG